UUUUAUACAUUUUUGCACAACCCACGUAUUUUUUUUUGCACUUUUAUUUCGUAUUUUUGAAAAAAUGUCUUUAGUUUUCAUCACUCACCAUAAUGAAUCAGUGUAUGAUUAUGGUAAGGUGCGUCAGGAGGACAUAAUUGAGCAUGUACAGUAUAAGUCCAAAUUCAAGAACGCUAUUCGGAAAGAAAGAAAGUUACCUAUUGUAAAAAAAACAGAGAUGGGCGAGCUCAUUUUACCAGAUACAAAGAUUUAUCCCAACAAAACGAUGGGUAAACCACCGCAGCAGCUAAGAAAAUGCGGUUAUCAGCGUCCGGCCAGGGUCGCAUGGCGUCGUCUCAAGGAUCACAUUUGUCCAAAUCGCACUUGUCCAUUGCCAGCUGUACCCAAAUUCAACACAUACUGGCAAAAACAUAGAUUCAAAAUGAGUAAUAAAGAUUUUAUUAAUGAAAAUAUUGAUCGCGUUAAGCAAUUUGUACGAAAACCUAAUGGGCUGAAACAAGUGGAUAGUGUGCGCGGUGAUACCCAUGAACUUUUAAAUUCUGGUCUGCUUCCAGUCCAUACUUGUUCAAAACAAUUUGCCAAAAUUCCCAAAUAUCUAGAAGUGCAUAAGAAUGCACUUAAAUAUUGUGAGCAGCAGGCCAUGGAAGCAAUGUUAUCUAGUUGGAAUAAGGGUAGACACAUACUCACUGCAGAAGAGCAGAAGAUGAUGGUAAAAGAUCUUAAGGAGCAGUUCAAUACCACAUAUAAUGUUUACAUGAGUUUGCCUGUGCUUACCGAUACAAUUACACGAAAAUUGCGUAAAACUAACCUGGAAAAUCAAUUAUCGCAAUUAGAAAAGGAUAUAGCUUUGCUAGAUUCAAACAAAUGCAUUUUAAUAAUGAAUAACAAUUGAUUUAAGGAGAGAUAUUAAAAAUUAAAGUUAAAAAAAAUUCCAAAA
This is a messenger RNA of Teleopsis dalmanni, 937 nucleotides long. RefSeq names its product enkurin-like. The coding region runs from base 65 to 892 and encodes 275 amino acids. The record is from RefSeq and is a predicted model, not a curated record. Gene Ontology annotation, cellular component: acrosomal vesicle. NCBI's taxonomy places the organism in Eukaryota, Metazoa, Arthropoda, Insecta, Diptera, Diopsidae. The transcript is spliced from 2 exons. Gene Ontology annotation, molecular function: calmodulin binding.